Danaus chrysippus (African queen) is the source of this 3654-nucleotide messenger RNA. The record is from the annotation of a GenBank genome assembly. Lineage: Eukaryota; Metazoa; Arthropoda; Insecta; Lepidoptera; Nymphalidae.
AUGGCUACGGUGGAAGGGCGGCCGGCGCAAUAUGGCGUCACCCUUCGGCAGCUGCGCGAGCUUAUGGAAUCUCGCGGGGCCGAGGGGCUAGCCAAGAUCAACGCGCUCGGCGGGCCACAGGACUUAUGCAAGAAGCUGUACACAUCGCCCACAGAUGGUCUUAGCGGUUCGAAAGCUGACCUGCAGCAUAGGCGAGAAGUGUUCGGUUCCAACCUCAUCCCUCCGAAGCCUCCGAAGACCUUCCUAACACUGGUAUGGGAGGCUCUGCAGGACGUCACGCUCAUCAUAUUGGAAGUGGCCGCUGUUGUUUCCCUUGGCUUGAGUUUUUACAAACCGUCCGAAGACGCCAGCGAUAUUGACGACCCUGCACAUCUGGACGAAGAAGAAGGACAUUACCAAUGGAUCGAGGGUCUGGCUAUUUUAAUAUCUGUCAUAGUUGUCGUUAUAGUCACCGCGUUCAAUGAUUACACGAAAGAAAGGCAAUUCAGAGGGCUACAGUCAAGGAUAGAAGGUGAACAUAAGUUUGCUGUGAUACGCGGAGGUGAGGUGAAUCAGGUGCCGAUAAGUGAGAUCGUUGUGGGCGAUAUAUGUCAGAUCAAGUACGGUGACCUGCUGCCCACUGACGGUGUACUGCUGCAGAGUAACGACCUGAAGAUCGACGAGUCAUCUCUGACGGGUGAAUCGGACCAUGUUAAGAAGGGAGAAUCUUUUGAUCCCAUGGUGCUAUCUGGUACACACGUUAUGGAAGGCUCCGGUAAGAUGUUAGUGACAGCGGUUGGUGUGAACUCCCAAGCUGGUAUCAUCUUGACGCUCCUUGGCGCAGCUGAGACGAAGGAGAAACAACAGAAGAAAGAGUCUAAAAAACAACAAAGGAAAGAACCUCGCAAGAGUAUUCCAGGGGAUGAAGAACCGGCAUCAGGUAAUAGCCACAACCACGCGAGGGUUGACGACAACCACGUGCCGCCCGCUGAUAAACCAGCCCCCGAGAGCAGCCACAAAAAGGAGAAGUCUGUACUGCAAGCUAAACUAACCAAACUCGCGAUCCAGAUUGGUUACGCGGGUUCAACGAUAGCCGUGCUGACCGUGAUCAUUCUAGUGAUUCAGUUCUGUGUCCAGACGUUUGUGAUAGAAGGCAGGGAGUGGAAGGCUACAUACAUCAACAACCUGGUUAAACAUCUUAUUAUUGGUGUCACUGUACUUGUGGUUGCCGUGCCUGAAGGGUUGCCGUUAGCCGUCACUCUAUCGCUAGCUUAUUCCGUUAAGAAAAUGAUGAAAGACAACAACUUGGUCCGUCAUUUAGACGCCUGUGAGACAAUGGGUAACGCCACUGCCAUUUGUUCCGAUAAGACUGGUACAUUAACCACAAACCGUAUGACAGUCGUACAAUCGUAUAUAUGUGAAAAGUUAUGCAAGGUUACGCCGAAUUAUAGAGAUAUACCGCAAGACGUCGCCGAAACUAUGAUAGAAGGGAUAUCUGUUAAUAGCGCUUUCACUUCUAGAGUACUUCCAUCCUUAGAGCCGGGCGGUCCACCAACUCAAGUCGGUAAUAAAACUGAAUGCGCUUUAUUGGGUUUCGUCGUGGGACUUGGUCAGAGCUACGAAACCGUAAGGGAGAGACACCCAGAAGAAUCCUUUACAAGAGUAUACACCUUCAAUUCCGUUCGCAAGAGCAUGUCCACUGUCAUACCCUACAAGGGAGGUUACAGAUUGUACACUAAGGGUGCUUCGGAAAUCGUUUUAAAGAAAUGUUCAUUCAUCUAUGGUCAUGAAGGUAGACUUGAAAAGUUCACCCGCGAUAUGCAGGACCGUUUGGUGAGACAGGUCAUUGAACCCAUGGCGUGUGACGGUCUACGUACGAUCUCCGUCGCAUACAGAGACUUUGUUCCAGGAAAAGCUGACAUUAACCAGGUGCACAUAGACCAAGAGCCUAACUGGGAUGAUGAAGAUAACAUCGUUAACAACUUGACCUGUCUCUGUGUAGUCGGUAUUGAAGAUCCUGUGAGACCAGAGGUACCCGAAGCUAUCAAGAAGUGUCAGAAAGCUGGUAUCACUGUAAGAAUGGUUACCGGUGAUAAUGUGAAUACCGCUAGGUCUAUAGCCAUUAAAUGUGGAAUAUUGAAACCCACGGACGACUUCCUCAUACUAGAGGGCAAGGAAUUCAACAGGCGGAUCAGAGAUGCUAAUGGAGAGGUCCAACAACACUUAGUCGACAAAGUAUGGCCGAAGCUUCGCGUGUUGGCUCGUUCGUCCCCAACAGAUAAAUACACACUGGUCAAAGGAAUGAUAGAAUCUAAGGCUUUCGACACACGGGAAGUAGUGGCUGUGACAGGAGACGGAACUAACGACGGACCUGCUUUGAAGAAGGCUGAUGUUGGGUUUGCUAUGGGUAUCGCUGGUACGGACGUCGCUAAAGAAGCGUCGGAUAUCAUCCUAACAGACGACAACUUCUCAUCUAUCGUGAAGGCUGUGAUGUGGGGACGUAACGUGUAUGACUCCAUCGCUAAAUUCUUGCAAUUCCAAUUGACUGUUAAUGUCGUUGCCGUAAUUGUUGCGUUCAUAGGAGCCUGCGCUAUUCAGGACAGCCCUCUUAAGGCUGUCCAAAUGUUAUGGGUGAAUUUGAUCAUGGACACGUUAGCGUCCCUGGCUUUGGCUACUGAGUUACCUACCCCUGACUUACUGCAAAGGAAGCCUUACGGACGAACCAAACCCCUCAUUAGCAGAACAAUGAUGAAGAACAUACUCGGGCAAGCAGUGUAUCAGCUGUUCAUUAUAUUUACACUGUUAUUCGUGGGCGACCGUCUCCUCAACAUCCCGUCCGGUCGCGGCCAGCAGCUAGGCGCCGAGCCGUCCGCCCACUUCACGAUCAUCUUCAACACGUUCGUCAUGAUGACUCUGUUCAACGAGAUCAACGCGCGCAAGAUACACGGACAACGGAACGUGUUCCAGGGACUAUUCACCAACCCGAUCUUCUAUUCUAUAUGGAUAGGGACCGCGCUAUCACAGGUUGUCAUCAUUCAAUUCGGCGGCAUGGCCUUCAGUACAGCUGGUCUCACGAUAGAUCAGUGGUUGUGGUGUUUGUUCUUUGGAGCUGGUACACUUGUAUGGGCACAACUCGUCACUACCAUACCUACAAGGAAGAUACCCAAGAAACUAUCCUGGGGCCGCGGACAACCGGACGCGGAGACGCUGCCCACAGGUCCCGACUACGACUCCGACCUCGACAAGAAGCCUCGCGCCGGGCAGAUAUUGUGGAUAAGGGGUCUCACGCGCCUGCAGACGCAGGUAUGUACACGGCUGGCUUUGAGGGGCUUCACCGGUCUCGCGGACCGACGACAGCUCGGUCUCACAGACCGGGCUCCGUGCGGUCCCACAGACCGGGCUACAUGUGGUCUCAGAGACCGGACUAUAGACAGUCCCAUAUCUGGGUGGAGCGGUUGUAAAGCUAGGGCUGCGUGGCAAAUAGGACGGUGUCGAAUGGGGCGAGCCGCGCGUCGUAGAGAGAUGUUGUUGGCAGCCCCGGCCGGUGUUGGAGACGGAGGUGUAGUGGCGGCCGCGGCGGCUGACGGCGCGCUGCGUGCGACGGACGCUCACGGUACACUCCCCCUAGCCCUAGCCCUAGCGACUAGCGACUGGCGCCUAGCGCCUAGUGACUAG